AUGUCGCCACCAACUUCACCCCCAAAGAACCGCAAGCGGAAGCAUGAUCCCUUCCUCGAGCUGGCAAAAACCCCCAUCUCCACGCCUCUCCCCUCUCCCGACUCGGAAAGAGCCAUUGCUGAAGAAGGCACAACCUCCCUGGCAAGAACAGUGAUCUUCCUCACGCCUCUGAUCGUCACCUCCUUCAUUCUCUCGCUCUUCAUCGUCAAUCGUCGUCAACGUGCCUGGCGUCUCGCUGAGCAUCCUCCUCUCCAGGGCACAAGGGCGUGGCUGUCGCAAUGGUCGCCCUGGAAAUGGCUGGAUCCAGAACCUUACCAAGACCCAAACGACUCGACGUGGCAAAAUGCUAAUGCCAGCAGCACGGCGACGGGCGACGGUGGCAUACCGGGGGUGGACGGACAGGCGAUGGCACAGAAGUACAAGCCGGGGCAGGGACAAGGCUGGCAUCGGAGAAAGAAGCACCGGAAGAUGGCCAAGCUGGAAUUUAGUGAGGCAUUCGACAUGCAGUGGCAGGUUUUGAUGACGCUGGCCGUGGCCUGGGCCUUAGUGGUCGUGAUCUUCUUCUGGGGAGCGAAGAAGGUCAUCUCGUCGGCAUGGUGA
Molecule: messenger RNA, 600 nt
Organism: Aplosporella prunicola CBS 121167
Lineage: Eukaryota; Fungi; Ascomycota; Dothideomycetes; Botryosphaeriales; Aplosporellaceae
Exons: 3
Coding region: 1-600 (199 amino acids)
Source: RefSeq, a predicted model, not a curated record